AUGGCAUCUCCUGCGCCUAGGACGCCCGCCAGUUCAGCCACGCCGACCUCACCAACCGCAUCAUCGCCUCGGCCUCGUGAAAAACCACCUUCAAAGAUUCCGGUCCGAGUUAAUUCCACAAAAGUGGCCGUGCCAGAGCUUAAAGCUGCCCUAGAAAGGGCAGUAAGAGCAAGAGGAACCCAUUAUUCGAAUAUUCUGGCGUUUGCUGUGUACUGGGACGAUGACAAUACACUCGCUAAGGAAGACAAUCAAACAUUUAUUGCCAUGAUGCGUGAUAUAUUCGACAUUCCCUGCGAAACCUUUGUGCUUCAAAGCAAAAGCCCGAUUCCAGCAUGGGACCUGAAACUGCAGCUCAUCCAAGGAAUCAAAGCGAAACUCAAGAACCAAAAACCAUCUCUCAUCGUAUUUUUCUAUGCCGGUCAUGGGGUGAUUAAUAAUCUGGACGGGCUGUCUUUCUCUAGCCGGAAAGGCAACAAGCUAGUUUCAUGGAGCAAACUGCAAAGUGACUUGACCCUUCAUGAAGUGCAAGCAUUAGCUCUCCAGAUUCUACACAUGUGUGAGCUGCCUGUGGCGCGCCCGUAUGUACGGGCGACUAAGUAUGCCACCGGCACAUACAACAGUCUACCCUAUAAAGAUUCACCCACCCCUAAUAAGAUCAUCUUUACCACCACACGCUUAUUCCGUAACACACUGGUAGCAUGUCCGGUUAAUCCAGAGGUUUCUCUGGGUGGGCUUACCUUUCGGUUAUCGAAUUGUCUGGUGUCUCUUACACCCCUGGGUUACCAGGGGUGGAGGGAAGCGUUCAGAUCUUUACCACCACACGCUUAUUCCGUAACAGUGCAGAAGGAGACUCCAGCUGGUGCCUAUAUGCCUCGAUUCUCGAGUCACAGUGGGGUAAAGCCGAUCAUUCUGCCGUUCAAAGUCACAGCUACUUCUAGUUCUGGAAUUUCUUCUUCGGGAGCGUCAUCGUCUGGGCAUAAAUCGAGUUUAAUGCCUUCUUUGCCUUCAAGAACACCGCCACUACUAGCCCACAAUCGAGAAACACAAGUGCUCGUCAUGCUCAUACUCAAGGGAAAAGCUACGGAAGUGGUACGGGAUUAUCAAAAAGCUAUCGAAACAAAGCCUGGCAAGUUUCAAAUAAAGAUAACUGAUGCGUCUGAGACCAGCGCAUCAGCCGGCGUGUUUGUCCGAAUGACAUGGGAAGCAUUUGCCCGCUUGCUGUCAACUGUCAACAUGGAGCCACUGCUUCCUAUUGUUGGGCCCUCGCUUAUUAGCACCCAACUUCGUGAGGUUCCCAUUAUUCCCGCAAGAGAGAACCUGCCAUUUAGGGAGAGUGCUCAGCGCAAAGAAUGA
Molecule: messenger RNA, 1353 nt
Organism: Penicillium verrucosum
Lineage: Eukaryota; Fungi; Ascomycota; Eurotiomycetes; Eurotiales; Aspergillaceae
Exons: 2
Coding region: 1-1353 (450 amino acids)
Source: RefSeq, a predicted model, not a curated record